Anopheles moucheti is the source of this 1000-nucleotide messenger RNA. Its product is annotated as caspase-14-like. The transcript has 5 exons. Lineage: Eukaryota; Metazoa; Arthropoda; Insecta; Diptera; Culicidae. The coding region runs from base 1 to 927 and encodes 308 amino acids. Gene Ontology annotation, biological process: proteolysis. Gene Ontology annotation, molecular function: cysteine-type endopeptidase activity. The record is from RefSeq and is a predicted model, not a curated record.
AUGUCCGACGGCGAACGAUAUACGGCGAACAGUUCGUCCGUAACAAUGACGAAACAAAUAAGGGUAUCGCAAACGGUACAAAGUACAAGAACUUCAACAGCGACUUCGCGAACUAUCCGAUCGACCGGACCGGGGACAACAACGAGCAUGCCUACGCUAACGUACAGAUCGGUUUACAGUAGACCAUCGCUCUCUGCAUUGCCCGAUGCAUCUGUGGUGCGACCGCCAAGCUAUACACCCGCAACGCAUGGAAAUGAGUACGACCUGUCCAAAAAAGCGUACGUGCUUGUGUUUCAUCAUAACAAUUUCAAGAUAAAUAAGUUUAACAGAGAAGGCAGCUCGAAGGACAUGAGAAAAAUCGAAGAGAUCCUUCGAUAUUAUCGAUGCGAUAGUCCUGAUAUCAAUGAAAAUAAAACCGUUCGGGAUGUACGCAGGAAAAUGGAAAAAAUAUCAAAAAAAGACUUUACCGAGUACAGCUGCCUGAUUGUGUUUAUUAUGAGUCACGGAAAUGAGCAGGAUUCGAUUAUGGCGUACGAUGGCGACAUGUACUCAUUGCAGAGUGAUAUUGUGGAGCACUGUACUUCGAACCGCACAUUGAACGACAAGCCGAAAAUGUUCGUCGUGCAAGCUUGCCGAGGAGAUGCGAAGAUCGUGGCCGAUGCAACACGCUCAAUGAGCCACAAGAUCGACAUUAUUGCCUUUCAAAGCUCCUACCAAGGAACUGUAUCAUUUCGUCACGAAACACAUGGCAGCUUCUUCAUACAAGCCUUCCUACAGUUGUUGCACGACAACAACCAGCAAAGCAUCGUCGUCGUCAACGAAGAGCUAAACAGAGAGUUCAAAGCGAAACACAUACUACAAACCCCGACAAUGACGUCAACGCUGCAGAAAAAGUUGAUAUUUGGUAAACUGCUUCGACGACCCUAACUCAAUCUGCUCAUGGAAUGUUCAAUAUGCGUAUUAAAUAAGCAGCAAAUAGCUUUACACAAAGAAAUGACGU